UCGCUAGGUUUGCCGAACCAAUCACCCUUAGGGGACACUUUAAAGAGAGAGAGCCUUCUUCAAAAUUCUCAUUUCUUCAAAUCUUCUUCUGGAAGCUUCUUCAAUGGCGAUUACAUCUUCUAGAACAACCAGAUCAAACGGAGGACAUGCGCUCCGUUCCAAAUCACCGUCGGGACGAUUCUGCGGCGUUUACUCAAACGGUUCAUCGUCGUCUUCAGGUUUCGCUUCUUCCACAAGCUCGAGUUUCUCGUCUCCGUCGACGGCGUUUUUCAGCAGCCGCAAUCAGAACAACAACCACCACAGAUCUGCUUCCCCGACGCGUGUGAAUCUCUUCACAUCAGCUCCGAUGACGCAAUCGUUUCGUUAUUCGAUCGAUAACAGAUCUAUAUCACCAAACCGAUCCAUCGCCGUUUCGUCUAAUAAGCAAAGCAAUCAUAAGAUCCCGGAUUCGAGGAGGAGAUGUAUGUGUUCUCCGACGACGCAUCCCGGUUCGUUCCGGUGUAGUCUUCACAAAAACGUAGCGAAUCCUCACGGUCAAGGCGCGGCGGCGUAUCCGACGAAUAGUUUGAAUAUGCGUAGAUCUGCUAUGACGAAUUCGCUGGUGAGAAUCGGUGGUGUCGAAGGUGAAUGGGUGAGAAGAGCUUUAACCACGUUGAUACGACCGUCGUCACAUCAACUCAAGAGACGAGCUGCGUAUGAGCCUCGCCGUAGCAGACUCGCGUCCAUGUCAAAAGCAGAAGAUCUAUAAGGAAAAAAAAAAAUCUCUGGUUGUUUUCAGGUUUGUUCUUGUUUUUUGAAAUCGGGCCACAGGAAAAAAAAUAUUCGUUUCUGGAUGAGCUUUAGAGAUCCCAUCAAGAUCCACGGCGGCGAGGGAAUAUUCUCAGAUCUGCCAUGAACGAGUCGAAAUCGGAGCUGAGUUUUGUAAAAACGGUGAAAGGGAAACGACACCGUUUUUGUUUAGUUGGGUUGAAGGAUGAUGAUGAUGAUGAUGAUGCAUUUGUACAUAACCACAUAUUGCUUAUUGAAGCAGAGUAAACAAAUUUCGCAAAGUCGAAAGUAUCUAAAAAAAGAAAUUGGAAAAAUAGUAUAGUGACGAAUUGGGUAAUUAAAAUCUGGAAAAGGACUUAGUAGCAAUUCAAUUUUUUUUUGUUGCAAUUCUUCACUUUCCAUCGUUUUGCCUUGCCUUCACUGU
Capsella rubella is the source of this 1192-nucleotide messenger RNA. Its product is annotated as putative protein TPRXL. The record is from RefSeq and is a predicted model, not a curated record. Bases 104 to 748 code for a protein of 214 amino acids. The transcript has a single exon. Lineage: Eukaryota; Viridiplantae; Streptophyta; Magnoliopsida; Brassicales; Brassicaceae.